AUGCGCAGCGUAAAACUUGUUUUCAUUGUUUAUUUAGAUGCUGUAUACUUUCCUCCUGCUAAUACUGACAGCCGACGAAACGGUUGUGAAAGCAAUUCUUCUAUUUUCGUCUACAAUCCGCAGACUCGUCGUGUUCAUCUCAUGAACAAUCGGCAUUGCAUAGUUGUCAACGAAAAAUCAUAUCAUUACCUUGCAACUGAAGAUUAUCCCACCGUCAAUCGCUUAAAAUCAAUUGCUUGCGAUCGGGCCGCAACAGCUGCACCGAUGAAUUAUCUUAUUUGGGGCAGUGAAUUUCGUUUGACUCGUGAUGAAAACAAUAAGCAAAAAACUAUCCUUCAAUUUAUUGCACCGACAGAUGGGCAUGAAUACACAAUAUAUAUUCGUGGCGAUAUACUCAUUGUAAUUGACAGCAAUGAUGAAGCUCGAAAAGUGUUAAAUCAAUUACGAGAACCAACAUUGGAGAUUAUUGAAAACAUUACAGAUCAAUGA
Molecule: messenger RNA, 489 nt
Organism: Adineta steineri
Lineage: Eukaryota; Metazoa; Rotifera; Eurotatoria; Adinetida; Adinetidae
Source: the annotation of a GenBank genome assembly